Molecule: messenger RNA, 987 nt
Organism: Coprinopsis cinerea okayama7#130
Lineage: Eukaryota; Fungi; Basidiomycota; Agaricomycetes; Agaricales; Psathyrellaceae
Exons: 11
Coding region: 1-987 (328 amino acids)
Source: RefSeq, a predicted model, not a curated record
AUGUCGGCGCCCCUCCCUGUGGUGAACCUCCACGACACGGUUGGAGCUCUUCAACUGGGCUCUCUGUUCGCCGUGUUCCUGUUUGGAGUGGUCACUCUUCAGUCUCAUCUGUACUAUCAGCAGUUUAGGCAGGACAAGGUGCAACUCAAGGCUCUGGUUGGUGUAAUAUGGAUUCUUGAAUUGGGCCACACUUUCUGCGUCGCUGCCGAAAUCUACAAGGCGACCAUCAUCUACUAUGGUCAGCCGCAGAAACUCUUCCCCUUUCCAUUCUUGGGAGCAUCGACGGCAGUUGGAGGAAGCAUUGCAUUCCUCGCUCAUAGUUUCUUCGCCUCGCGUGUCUGGAAGGUCCUACCCAAGCCAUGGAACUUCAUCGGCUUGUUCUGCUUCGUCGUCGCCGUGGUUCGCUUCGUCGGAAGUAUCGUACUGGGAGUCAACGCCGUCAAGGCCACCGUUCUGGAGGACUACCGAAACGACUGGGGGUGGCUGAUCAUGUCGCUGUUAAUGGCCGGGGCUGCGAUCGACGUCAUCAUCGCGGGUUCGAUGUUGUCCUAUCUCUACAACCAGAGGGACAAGGUGUUUUCCAGAUCUGUGCGAUUGAUUGACCGCUUGGUUCAGUAUACCAUCUGUACUGCGUUGCUCCCGAGUCUGUCAGCGGUGGUCAUGGUCAUCUGCUUCCAUGUGAAGCCGACAGCGAUGAUAUGGCUCGCAGUUUACUCUUGCCUGGCGAAACUCUAUUCCAACUGCGUACUCGCAUCGCUGAACUCGCGAGCAGAAUUGAGGGCAUCUACGCAUGCAUCCUCCCUCGGUACUUCAUCAAAGCCGAACAGAACAGGUCCCUCCCUGAAUGCAGCUGACCCCAACUUGUCGAUUUCGUUCGAGAUGAAGUCGACGUUCCAUACCACACAAGAUAACGACGGGGGAGAAUUUUCGACGAAAUACCCCACCGUACACACCCCACAGAAUGACUCCGUCCACAAACUAGUAUGA